This is a messenger RNA of Nelumbo nucifera (sacred lotus), 1987 nucleotides long. NCBI's taxonomy places the organism in Eukaryota, Viridiplantae, Streptophyta, Magnoliopsida, Proteales, Nelumbonaceae. The record is from RefSeq and is a predicted model, not a curated record.
GUAUCAUACCCUUGCGGCAUCAAAGAAAUUGCCCAUAUAUAAAAGCAAGAGGGUACAUCUCGACUCUUGUGUGUCUGUCCGAAGCAGGGAAUCGGAUUGUUCAAAUUCAAUAUGAAGUUGAAGAAACUCUUCCUGUCGCUUCUGGUUCUAGCUUUUCUGAUCAUAUCUCCUAAUACCAUAUCUCAACAGAAUGUAACAGCUCUGCCUCUCUACACCAAUUCCCGGUGGAUCGUCGACGAAACCGGGCAACGGGUGAAGCUGGCGUGUGUGAAUUGGGCAUCACACCUCGAGAGCAUGGUGGCGGAGGGCCUGAGCAAGCAACCGUUGGACGUGAUCUCCAAGCAGAUUGUAUCGAUGGGAUUUAACUGUGUUAGGCUCACCUGGCCAUUGUUCUUGGUAACUAAUAGUUCCUUGGCCUCAAUUACCGUCCGGCAGUCGUUCAAGAGCCUCGGCCUUAUCGAAACUAUCGCCGGCAUCGAAGUCAACAAUCCGUCUCUGGUUGACCUUCCACUAAUUCGAGCUUAUCAGGUCGUAGUGGCUAACCUUGCGGACAACAACUUGAUGGUGAUAUUAGACAACCAUAUUAGCAAAUCCGGUUGGUGUUGCAGCAGCGUUGAUGGCAAUGGCUUCUUUGGCGACAAAUACUUUGACCCAUCCCUCUGGAUUAAUGGGUUAACCCGGAUGGCCACCAUGUUUCGUGGCACAGCCAAUGUUGUCGGCAUGAGUUUGAGGAAUGAGCUCAGAGGAGCCAGGCAGAGCGUGAAUGAUUGGUACAGGUAUAUGCAAAAGGGAGCUGAAGCAGUGCACUUAGCAAACCCUAAUGUUCUCGUUAUAUUCUCAGGGUUAAAUUAUGACAAAGAUUUCACUUUUCUGGUUAAUCAACCAGUUAACCUAACAUUUACGGGGAAACUAGUGUUUGAGCUUCACUGGUACGGGUUCUCGGAUGGGAAGGCUUGGGAGACAGGCAACCCUAACCAAGUUUGUGCAACUGUAGUAGAUAACUUUAUGAGAAAAGGGGGGUUUGUGUUGGACCAAGGGUGGCCACUGUUUCUCAGUGAGUUUGGUGUGGAUCAGAGGGGUACUAACAUAAAUGACAAUAGAUUCUUGAAUUGCUUCUUUGGUGUUGCGGCUGAACUGGAUUUUGAUUGGGCCUUGUGGACACUAGCAGGGAGUUAUUACUUGAGAGAAGGGAAGAUAGGGAUGGAUGAGACUUAUGGUGUUUUGAGUUGGAACUGGUGUAAGACCCGUAACUCAAGCUUUAUGGAGAGGAUCUCCGUACUCCAAUCUCCCUUCCAAGGCCCAGGUCUUUCAGACGUGAGGCCAUACAAAGUGAUUUUCCAUCCAUCAACUGGCCUUUGUGUCCUAAGGAAGUCUCUAUUUGAGCCAUUAAAGCUUGGACCAUGUACUGAAUCUGAAGCCUGGAGUUAUACACCACCGAAAAACUUAUUGUUGAAGGGUACAUACUUCUGCAUACAAGCUGAUGAGUUGGGCAAGCCAGUCAAACUUGGAAUCUUCUGCAGCGAUCCUAGUUCGAAAUGGGAUAUGAUAUCAGACUCGAAGAUGCACCUUUCAUCCACCCUUAGCGAUGGAAGCACCGUGUGCUUAGAUGUCGACUCUACCAAUACCAUUAUCACUACUCCAUGCAAAUGCGUAAGCAGAGAUGACAAGUGUGAUCCUGCGAGUCAAUGGUUCAAAAUCGUUACUAGCACAAGAUGUCCAAUGGCUACAAAAUUCUCAUUGUGGACCAUGAUGAGUCCUCUUCUGAAUUCGAUUAUGUGAGAAGAAUUUCAACUGGAGAGAACAUUCAUGGCUGGGGAAGCAGUACUCUGUAUAUGGCAACUCAUACCUGCAACUGAAGGCUUCCAUAGAUAUGUAACGAUAAAGGAAAAGAAAAGAUGUUUUUAGCUUUUCUUCUCCUUCUUAUUGACAGUCUGAAUAUUACAAUAUAAUUAAAACAUUAUUUAGACCAUGGAAAGCUUAUACAAAA